GAAAAGAGCGUAAAAAUGUUGGAACGUCGGCUCGACGCCGCACGGCCAUCUUUAAGCCCUCCGCUUGACUACUCGUUCCCGCGGCCGACUGGAUCGGACAAGUGUCUCCAACUUCCAAAAACUUUGUCGCUACUCGAAGAUGAUACCGGUUUUUCAACUCAAUAGGGUUUAUGGAUUGGGUUGGAUUGAAUUGACCCACAAAUUUGGGCCCAGUUAGACUCACAAAAAGAUCAAAAAGACAGUUUCCCAGUAAACCAACCCUAAAAAAAUUCACUUUUCCAAACCCUUGGCGGCGAUCCCGAUCACGAUGAACCCUACGGAACAAUCCGCGGCCGUCGAAGACCAGGAGGCCCCCGUCCAACCUCUCAACGCAGCGAAACCGGAGAGCGACGUUGCAAUUGGGAGUCUCUUCGUCGACAAAGUGAAGGCUGAGAAAUCCGCCGUCGAGAAGGAGCCUGAGGCUUUCCGACAAGCCGUGGCCAAUAUUCUCGAGCGUCGUUCUUUCUACAAUCCAUCUUUCGAUAUUUACGGUGGCGUCGCCGGACUUUUAGAUUACGGUCCCAGUGGCCGCCUUGUUGAACUUAAUGUACUUAGCCUCUGGCGUAAGUAUUUCGUUAAUGAGGAGGACAUGCUUGAAGUUGGUUGUUCAGCUUUGACACCAGAGAUCGUUUUCAAUGCAUCUGGGCAUGUAAAAAAGUUCACUGAUCUUAUGGUCAAGGAUGAGAUAACUGGUGCAUUUCACCGUGCCGACCACUUGAUCAAGGGUUAUUGUGAAAGGCGAAAGAAAGAUGUUAGCAUCUCUGCUGAGAAAGCUGCUGAAUUUGAUAAUCUCCUCGCUGCUGUGGAAGAUCUUUCUGCCGAAGAGCUUGGCGCCAAGAUAAAGGAAUAUGGAAUCACUGCUCCCCACACUAAUAAUCCACUUUCUCAUCCUCCUCGCCCGUUCAACUUGAUGUUUCAAACAUCCAUUGGCCCAACUGGUUCCGCUCUCGGUUACCUGCGUCCUGAAACUGCUCAAGGCAUUUUUGUCAACUUUAAGAACUAUUAUAAUGACAAUGGGAGAAAACUUCCUUUUGCCGUGGCUCAAGUUGGUCGAGUCUUUAGGAAUGAGAUAUCCCCUCGUCAAGGGCCUAUAAGAGCUCGUGAAUUCUUGCUGGCAGAAAUUGAGCACUUUGUUGAUCCUGAGAAUAAGUCACAUCCCAAAUUCCCUGACGUAGAAUCAUUGGAAUUGCUUAUGUUUCCUAGAGAAGAACAAGAAAUGUCUGGCCAAUCUGCGAAAAAACUUUGCCUUGGCGAAGCUGUUGCCAAUGGAACUGUGAACAGUGAAACUCUAGGAUACUUCAUUGGGAGAGUGUAUCUUUUCCUUGUCUGUCUCGGCAUAGACAAGGAACGGCUGCGUUUCCGCCAGCACAAAGCAAAAGAAAUGGCCCACUAUGCAGCAGAUUGUUGGGAUGCUGAAAUUGAUUGUUCAUAUGGGUGGAUUGAAUGUGUUGGAAUUGCCGAUAGGUCUGCUUAUGACUUACUUGCUCACUCCAAAAAAAGUGGCGUUGCUCUUGAGGCUGAAGCCAAAUUGGCAGAGCCUAUAGAAGUAGAGAAACUUAUUUUUACCCCUGCGAAGAAAGAACUGGGUCUUGCAUUCAAGGGAGAUCAAAAGAAUGUGGUUGAAGCUUUGAAGGCGCUGAAUGAGCAAGAAGCUAUGAAGAUGAAGGCGACCCUAGAAUCCAAAGGGGAAGUCGAGUUUGAAGUGUGUACCCUCGGGAAAAACGUGACCAUCAAGAAGGACAUGGUGUCAAUCUCAAAGGAGAAGAAACUAGUGUUUGAGCGGGUUUUCACCCCGUCAGUGGUUGAACCAUCUUUUGGGAUUGGACGGAUCAUAUAUUGUAUGUACGAGCAUUGUUUCAGCACAAGGCUAAGCAAGGCAGGGGAUCAACAACUGAACGUGUUCCGUUUCUCCCCUCUUGUAGCACCCAUCAAGUGCACGGUUUUCCCGCUUGUGCAGAACCAACAAUUUGAGGAAGCAACCAAAGUUAUUUCCAAACAACUCAAAUCUGAUGGCAUCAAACACAAGAUUGACAUCACAGGUACAUCGAUAGGAAAGAAAUAUGCAAGAGCUGAUGAGCUUGGUGUGCCAUUUGCAAUAACAGUGGAUUCACAGACGUCAGUCACAAUAAGGGAUAGAGAUAGCAGAGACCAAGUCCGAGUCAGCUUGAAAGAGGUAGCUUCCGUCGUGACCUCCAUGGCUGAGGGGAAGAAGACGUGGCAGGAGGUCUGUGGAAGAUUGAAUGUUUAGGGGUUGUGUUUACAAUUACUUAGCAGUGUGAUUUAAAGCAUGUUUAUGAUAUGGCCGGUAUUGUAUGUUAUUUCAAAAUGAUCUUCAGGUCCUAUUAAGCAUGUUUAGUAUUAUUUACCUUUCCUGUCAAUAAAAACAGGGACGCUGAAAGGGUUUGUGUUGUGUAACAGUUUGAUGCUUACUAUUGUAGCUAGACACGUUCUCAACAACUUCCUAGAUA
Molecule: messenger RNA, 2507 nt
Organism: Camelina sativa (false flax)
Lineage: Eukaryota; Viridiplantae; Streptophyta; Magnoliopsida; Brassicales; Brassicaceae
Source: RefSeq, a predicted model, not a curated record